This is a messenger RNA of Triticum dicoccoides, 617 nucleotides long. RefSeq lists its product as uncharacterized. The record is from RefSeq and is a predicted model, not a curated record. NCBI's taxonomy places the organism in Eukaryota, Viridiplantae, Streptophyta, Magnoliopsida, Poales, Poaceae. The coding region runs from base 45 to 542 and encodes 165 amino acids. The transcript has 2 exons.
UCGGUUCUUCCACUCCUUUCCACGCUCAUCCUCUCCUUCAGGCGAUGUCGCAUCGCGGCUCAUAUAUAGUGGUCGCCGCCCUGCCGCCGCCGCCCGUCCGACGGCAAGCCAUGGCAUCGUUGCUGCUGCGCAAGGUGUCGGGCUCCGUGCCGUGCCGCACGACCCGGACGCCUCCUCGUCGUCCUACCACAGCGCCAUGCGAGCUCCACCGGUGCUCGCCUAUGUGCGCUACCGCCCUGUUCGCGUCUCCUCCACUACUAGUCCGACGCGAACUGCCACCGCACCCCCGUUUCUUCCUUCCCUUCCUCCAGUCUCAUUCAACACAAGCAUGCUCCAGUGAGUCGUUCUACUCCAAAAGGAUCAACAAUUUACACGUUGAGGAGACUCACAGUCUAAAGAUGCAGCAAGCAAGGUUGCAAAGCGAAGGCAAUGUGUUCGAAGAAAUGUCUGACGGGGAUAUUCAGCCUGAUGUUUGUGAUGUACACGGUUUGGUGGAGCCUGUAUACCUCUGUACUGCAGCGUCAUGUACCACUGUUCUCUGAAUCACUGCAAUCAAGGGUUCAGUCUACAUUCAAUUUAGUUUUCUAUCAGAAUCCAAUUCAGUGAGAUGAACAAUC